Messenger RNA from Musa acuminata AAA Group (dessert banana), 804 nucleotides. RefSeq lists its product as uncharacterized. The record is from RefSeq and is a predicted model, not a curated record. The coding region runs from base 1 to 804 and encodes 267 amino acids. NCBI's taxonomy places the organism in Eukaryota, Viridiplantae, Streptophyta, Magnoliopsida, Zingiberales, Musaceae. The transcript has a single exon.
AUGGCGCUAUAUGGAACUUCAGACGCUCUGAUGUGCAGAGCGUUUCCUACGACCCUGAGGGGGCCAGCUCGCACGUGGUACAGCGGCCUGAAGACCGGUGGAAUUGCCUCCUUUGAUCAGCUCGCCAGGGAGUUCGAGCUCAACUUCCUAGCUUUGGCCCGACCGAAGCCAUCCGUCGCCCUGCUCCUUGGACUAAACCAAAAAGAGGACAAACCCCUCUCCCGUUUUGUAAAUCGAUUCGCCACAAAAAUCCGGGGUUUGCCAGAUGCUCAUCCCUCUUUGUUGAUGCAGGCAUUCAUGGCGGGUCUCCGCCCCUCUAGGUUCUUCUGGUCCCUCGUGGAACGGCCCCCCACCGUAGUUUCGGAAAUGCUUCAGCGAGCCAACCAGUAUGUUGCGGCGGAAGCCUGGAUGUCGGGGAGGCGAGAGGAGCAUAAAAGGCCCCGGGCGGAGCCACCACGAGGGCAGUUACCCGGCCCGCCGAGCCGCAGGAUGGACCGGUCCGACCCAUCCGCGCCGAGGUCGCCGCUCCCCGCCUUGGGAACAUCCCGAACACAGAUAUUUCUCCAGAUAAAGGAGAAGGGGCUGCUCCGAACCCCCAACCCGAUGAAGAGCCCACGGGAGCUCGCGGACCAGACGCGAUAUUGUCGUUUCCACCAGCAAAACGAGCAUGACACGGAGGAGUGCCACGAGUUGAAGCAACAGAUCGAGGAGCUGAUUCGAAGAGGCACCUCGACCGCUAUCUACGGUAGGAUAAAGAGCUUUCCCCACGGCCCGAGGGCCCCAUCGAAAGGCAAAUCGACGUGA